Messenger RNA from Solanum dulcamara, 3002 nucleotides. RefSeq names its product EIN3-binding F-box protein 1-like. The record is from RefSeq and is a predicted model, not a curated record. The transcript has 2 exons. NCBI's taxonomy places the organism in Eukaryota, Viridiplantae, Streptophyta, Magnoliopsida, Solanales, Solanaceae. Bases 260 to 2269 code for a protein of 669 amino acids. Gene Ontology annotation, biological process: SCF-dependent proteasomal ubiquitin-dependent protein catabolic process. Gene Ontology annotation, molecular function: protein binding. Gene Ontology annotation, cellular component: SCF ubiquitin ligase complex.
ACCACCCACACAAAGUUCAUAAUUUUGUACCUCAUCCAUCCCCCACCUUCUAAUCUCUCUUUUUUUUCUCUCUCUUUUUGCCCUAUUCAAUAGGGUUUCCAUACGAUCUCUUGCUACCCUGUUUUCUGAUGCAAUCAGUUGUUCAAGCUAUUUUUAUUGUGUUUCUGUUGGUUGAUCUGUCGAUUUUUGCCCUCCAUCGAGGGUUUUUUAGUCCUGGACAGUGCAGAUUCUACCUUCCUAGUGUUUUUCAACCAUACUUAUGUCUAAAGUCUUCAAUUUUAGUGGUGAUGGUGCUUUUUACCAUGGUGGGGCUGUGUACCCAAGUCCCAAGGAAUCCAGCCUAUUUCUGUCCCUUAGGCAUCAUGUGGAUGUCUAUUUUCCUCCUUGCAAGAGGUCUCGUGUUACGGCCCCUUUCAUUUUCACUGAAAAGCAGCAGAAGUUGUCUUCCAUUGACGUCCUACCUGAUGAAUGCAUUUUUGAGGUAUUGAGGCGCCUUUCUGAUGGCAAAGAGAGGAGUGCCUGUGCUUGUGUUUCCAAGCGCUGGCUUACAAUUUUAAGCAGCAUCCGCGGGGAUGAAACAUUCAUCUCAGAUCCCAAUCCAUCUUCGGAGACCCAGGAAAGAUCUAUCCAAAAUGCCCUUGUUAAGCCUGUGGACUGUAUUAAGAAGGGUGAGGUUGUGGACCCUAAUGGUGUAGAAGUUGCUGAGGCUGAAUCUCAAGAUAUUGAAGGAGUGGGUCAUCUUUCUAGGUGCCUUGAUGGAAAGAAAGCAACAGAUCUCCGACUUGCUGCUAUUGCUGUUGGAACUCAAAGCCAUGGAGGGUUAGGGAAGCUUUCUAUUCGAGGAAGCAACCCAAUCCGUGGUGUGACUGAUACUGGCCUCAAGGCUAUUGCUCGAGGUUGUCCUUCUCUCCGGGCUCUUUCCCUGUGGAAUGUAUCUUCUUUCAGUGAUGAAGGUUUAUCUGAGAUUGCUCAGGGAUGUCAUCUGUUAGAGAAGCUUGAUCUUUGCCAAUGCCCUGGAAUUACUGAUAUGUCUCUGCUGGCUAUUGCAAAGAACUGUCCUAAUUUGACCUCUCUAACGAUAGAAUCUUGUUCAAAGAUUGGGAAUGAAAGUCUUCAAGUUGUAGGUUGUUUUUGCCCGAAGUUGAAGUUUGUCUCUCUCAAAAACUGCCCACUCAUUGGAGAUCAAGGAAUUGCAAGUCUCUUUUCAUCAGCUGGUCAUGGUUUGACAAAGGUGAAACUUCAUGCAUUGAACAUCAGUGACAUCUCCCUUGCUGUUAUUGGACAUUAUGGCAUUGCUGUGACUGACAUAGCCCUUAUUGGUCUUCAAAACAUAAAUGAGAGAGGAUUUUGGGUCAUGGGAAAUGGCCCAGGUUUGCAGAAGCUGAGGUCGUUUGCAAUAACUGCUUGCCAUGGAGUUACUGAUUUGGGACUUGAAGCUCUUGGUAAAGGUUGUCCAAACCUGAAGCUAUUUUGCCUCCGAAAAUGUACAGUCCUGUCAGAUAAUGGCUUGGUUGCUUUUGCCAAAGGUUCUGUCGCACUAGAGAACCUCCAAUUAGAAGAAUGCCACAGGAUCACCCAGGCUGGGUUUUUUGGUGUUCUUUUGAACUGUGGUAAGAAGUUGAAAGUUCUGUCCCUGAUGAAUUGCUUUGGUGUUAAAGAGUUAGCAUGUCGAUUUCCGUCUGUGCUGCCUUGCAACUCACUGCAGUCUCUGUCUAUUCGCAACUGCCCUGGAGUUGGUAAUGCUACCCUAGCCAUAGUGGGUAGGCUGUGCCCCAAACUGACUCAUUUGGAGCUGAGUGGCCUUCUUGAAGUAACUGAUGAGGGUCUUUUCCCUCUUGUGCAGAGCUGUGAAGCUGGUUUGGUCAAGGUGAAUCUAAGCGGAUGUGUUAAUGUUACAGACAAAUCAGUUGCAUUCAUAACUGAGUUACAUGGGGGAAGUCUCGAGUCUCUGAAUGUUGAUGGUUGUCGAUAUGUUACUGAUGCAACCUUGUUAGCAAUUUCCAUAAACUGUUGGUUGCUCAAUGAACUUGAUAUUUCAAAGUGUGGAAUAACUGAUUCAGGUAUUGCAUCUUUGGCCAGUGCAGUGCAACUUAAUUUGCAGAUCCUCUCACUGUCGGAUUGCUCUAUGGUUUCAGACAAAAGUGUACCCUUUCUGCAGAAGUUGGGACAGUCACUUAUGGGCUUAAACAUCCAGCAUUGCAAUGAGGUCAGUAGCAACAGUGUUGAUCUUCUCUUAGAACAACUCUGGAGGUGUGAUAUCCUUUCUUAAGUGGACAGGGUUUAAGAAUCAACACAACUUACAAGUUGAUGGCCUUUGAAGAUGGAGCUUAGGAAGGAAGUUUAACUAGUCUUUCUUGGUUAGUGUUAGUAUAAAGUUUUUUGGUCCAUGAUCUUGGGUCUUCUAAUGGUCCAGUCCCUCGGCCUCCUUUUUCCAGGGUUGCGGUUGGUUCUUUUUUUUGCAGCUUCUACACUAAAGCUGUUUUUGGGAAUUUUUCCUGUUCUUCCAACCAUACUUCCCUGAGAUGCAAAUGCUGAGUUUUUGGAUUAAGAGUCACGUCCGGUACUAGUCCUUGUUGCCUCUAGUAGUUUUUAGCUUCUAGCCUUGCAUUGAUUACCAACUCUUGCAGUGGUAGAAGCUUUUCAACAUUGUCUUAGUCUUUUAUGUGUGUGUGCUUCUAGUUUUACCGAGUCUUGCAUGUCGUUGAACCUUUGUGUUAAAGUUCAGCACGUGAUGGUUGGGUUAAGAUUGUGUCUUGUUCUUCUGGUUGAUUUUGGGCAGUUCUAGGUAUAGUGCCUCACUUUCAUGGGCUUUUGGCCAUGGCAGCAAAGUUUCCUUUCUGCCAUGACAACCUUCAGGGGUUGUUUUUUCUUUUCACCAAGCCUUAGUUUUGCAGGCCUCUCUUGUUCUUGAACUCCCAAUGCAACUUGUUUUUACUCAUGAAAAUGUAGUUUGUAUUUAUGCCUUUUAUUAAAUUAAAAAAAAAAAAAAAAGUUAGGUUGUA